GCCUGAGCUGGGCGGGUGGGCGUGCGGCUGCGGCCGUGGUUCCUAUGGAGACGGCAGGAUUCAGGAUGCUCCUGGCGCCAGUUCUGGUCCAGAUGGGCCUGGAGCGGGGGGUGGGGAGGCCACCCGGGGGUCAGCCGCAGCGCCUGGUUGACCCGCAUGGUUCUCUCUGUGCCAGGGCCCCCGUCCCUGUGCCGUGAUGCUGCCCCAGACCCACGGACUGAGCCUUCACACGACCCUGGGCUGCUGUGUCUCCCUUUUUGGGUUGUGAGGAGCCCCCGGGUCUGGGGCUGGGGAGCCUGAGGGGACCCCUGAGGGGACGAAGCUAGGGUGGAAGAAGGGCCUUCUGGGAGGAAGCUCCGAGCGCCGGUGCGAUGCAGCCGGCUCUGGGCGUGGAGGGGCAGGGUGUGCGUGCGCGCCUGGCGCAUGCGCUGCUUUGAGGCAGCGUGAGAAGAAGAAAGAAGGGAGCAGCCUCCGGGAAGGCAGCCUUGAUCUGCAGCCGGGAAUCUGGGUGCGCUUUCACUGAGCGGAGCCGCUUCUUUCUUCGCUGUCGGGUCAGGAGAUGUGCGUCUGCAGGCUGCCAGGGCAGAGAUGCUGCCAGCCUGUGCCCGUGACCGGCUUGCCCUGGUCCUGUGGUUACCCUGGCAGGUGCUUUGCCCCUGCUGACUUCACGGUGUCCAGGCCCUUGGCGUUCCCUCAUUUUCCACCCAACACUUUCCUGAAACUGCUCGUUCCUGCCUCGGGGCCUUUGCACCCGCUGGUCCAGCCAUCUGGAACACCCCUCCUCAUGUCUUGCUCCUUUUUGCCUGCCUAAGUCCGCAGGAAGCCUUUCCCAAUCCCACUCCCCCACUUUACCCACCUAGACACAUAGGGGUCCCCUCAGUCACCGGACUGCUCCCCCAGUCUGGGUGGAGGCUAUGGUGUGAAUGAGUGAAUGGAAUCGGGAGGUGGUUGUGUGCAUCAGCCGUGUUCAGCUGUAGGUUUGUGAGUGUCUCUGGGUCUUGUCUUUGUGUGUCUCCAUGUUCUGGCAUGUGCCUGUCUGGGUGACCGGGUCUGUAUUUAUCAACACAUCGGUAUGUGUUUCUAGAAACUUCUGAGCAUGCAUAUGUGUACCCAUGUAUGUGUGCGUGUGUCUCUGGCUUCCUUGGCGGGUCUGGGAAUGUCCGCGUGUCCAUGUGCAUCCCUGUGUGUGAGUUUCUGUGAGUCCUUUGGUCUUUCCAUGCGUGGUGUUAGCCCCGAGGCACGAGCUGCAGUGCCCUGCGCAUGGGCAGGAUUGCGCAUGCGUUUUAAACCCGGAGUAGGUGCCUGAGUAUGUGAGAGUCUCUGUGCGCGCGCGUGCACACACGACCUCGUGCACACGUGUGUCCCUGGGUGGGGUGUGUGUUCGCUUUCUGUUGCUGCGACGACACGGCUGAGAAAAGCGACCGAAAGGAGCAGAGGUUGAUGUUGGCCCAGGUCGCAGAGGUCCCAGCCGCGGUCGGUGAGCGCAGAGAGGCAGAGAGGACGCGCUGGGGUAGAGCUGCCCACCUCACGGUGGCCCCAAACAGAGAGGCGAAGGCUCGGGGACGAGGGCCCACCCUUCGGCCAGGUCCGCCUCCUGCGGUGGCCAUCAGGUGUCCAUUCAGCCCAUCAGCGGGUGACUCCAGGGGGUGGGCAGAGCCCUCGCGGUCGGUCACUUCCCAAAGCCCGUCCCGGUCCGCGGCUGCACUGGGACCCAGCCUCCACCAGGAGCCUUUGGGGUCAGUCCGCACCACGCAGGGCCGUGUGCAUCGGGCUCCAGUGUGCGUGUCCUGGUGUGUGGGUGCGGGGCCUCUGGUUGUCCACUCCCAGUGUGGCCCAAGGGCACCCAGCCCCCUGCACCCCUUGCAGGACAGCGACGGUCUGGCGGAGCCUGAGCCCCUUCUGGGGCGAGGAGUACACGGUGCACCUGCCCCUGGAUUUCCACCACCUGGCCCUGUACGUGCUGGACGAGGACACCGUCGGGCACGACGACGUCAUCGGCAAGAUCUCCCUGACCAAGGAGGCCAUCGCGGCGGACCCCCGGGGGAUCGACAGCUGGAUCAACCUGAGCCCUGUGCGUCCGGACACCGAGGUGCAAGGCGAGAUCUGCCUGGCGGUGCAGAUGCUGGAGGAUGCGCGGGGUCGUGGUCUUCGCUGCCACGUGCGCCAAGCCAGGUGGAGUUCCCGCCGCAGACCCUGCAGCAGAAGCCGCCCAAUGGCUGGUUCCGCCUCCUACCCUUUCCUGGAACCGAGGAGGAUUCUGGGGGCAGCCUGGGUGCCCUGCGACUGAAGGUCCGUCUCACGGAGGACCGGGUGCUGCCCUCUCAGCACUACCAGCCUCUCAUGGCGCUGCUCCUGGAGUCCGUGCGGGGGCCAGUGGAGGAGGACACUGCCAGCCCCCUGGCAGUGCUGGAGGAGGUGGCCUCAGGGGACUGCCGCAGGGACCUCGCGACCACACUGGUGAAGCUCUUUCUGGGCCAGGGCCUGGCUGGGCCCCUGCUGGACUACCUCACCCGGCGAGAGGUGGCUCGUACCAGAGACCCCAACACCCUCUUCCGCUCUAACUCCCUGGCUUCCAAGUCCAUGCAGCAGUUCAUGAAGCUCGUGGGCAUGCGCUACCUGCAUGAGGUCCUGAAACCAGUGGUCAGCCGGGUCUUCGAGGAGAGGAAGUACGUGGAGUUGGACCCAUGCAAGAUGGACCUGAGCCGGGCCAGGAGGAUCUCCUUCAAGGGCGCACCCUCGGAGGACCAGGUGCGGGAGAGCAGCCUGGGGCUGCUGACCGGCUACCUGGGGCCCAUCGUGGACGCCAUCGUGGGCUCCGUGGCGCGCUGCCCGCCCGCCAUGCGCCGCGCCUUCAAGCAGCUGCGCCUGUGCGUGGAGGAGCGCUUCCCGCAGGCCGAGCACCAGGACGUGAAGUACCUGGCCAUCAGCGGCUUCCUCUUCCUGCGGUUCUUCGCACCCGCCAUCCUCACGCCGAAGCUCUUUGACCUCCGGGACCAGCACGCCGACCCCCAGACCAGCCGCUCUCUGCUGCUGCUCGCCAAGGCCGUGCAGAGCAUUGGAAACCUGGGCCAGCAGCUGGGCCAGGGUAAGGAGCUGUGGAUGGCCCCCCUGCACCCCUUCCUGCUGCAGAGCAUCUCCCGUGUGCGAGCCUUCCUUGACGAGCUGGUGGAUGUGGAUGGGGAGGAGGAGGCUGGGGGCCCAGCCAGGGCCCUGGUCCCGCCCUCGGUGACACUUCGAGAAGGCUACCUGCUGAAGCGCAAGGAGGAGCCGGCAGGCCUGGCCACGCGCUUCGCCUUCAAGAAGCGCUACUUCCGGCUCAGCGGGGAGGACCUGUCCUACGCCAAGAGCCCGGAGUGCCAGGUGCGCUCCUCCAUCCCCGUGUCGCAUAUCCGCGCGGUGGAGCGCGUGGACGAGGGCGCCUUCCAGUUGCCCCACGUGAUGCAGGUGGUGACACAGGACGGAGCAGGGGCGCUGCACACCACCUACCUGCAGUGCAAGAAUGUGAACGAGCUGAAUCAGUGGCUGUCUGCGCUGCGCAAAGCCAGUGCCCCCAACCAGGACAAGCUGGCCGCCUGCCACCCUGGUGCCUUCCGCGGCGGGCGCUGGACCUGUUGCCUGCAGGCUGAGCGUCCAGCUGUGGGCUGCAGCCGCACACACUCGGCCGUCACCCUGGGGGACUGGAGUGACCCACUGGAUCCUGAUGCGGAGACCCAGAUGGUGUAUCGGCAGCUGCUUCUGGGGCGGGACCAGCUCAGGAUGAAAUUCCUGGAGGAUUCCCAUCUGGACACAGGCCUGGAGGCAGACACAGGCAGGGGACCCAGCGCCACUCACGGGACCUGCCCUGAGUUCCUGACUGGGCAGAGAGCAGCGGCUGCCCACCUGCUAGAGGUGCUCGCGGACCUGGAUCGAGCCCAUGAGGAGUUCCAGCGGCAGGGGCAGGUGGCCCCUGGCCCCCCGGGGCCUUAAGAAGUGCCAGAGCCAGUCCGGAAGGAGGAGCAAGGAGCCAGGGCCCCGCAGUGCACCCUGGCCCAGGAGUCCCCCGGUGGCUGUCCUGUGCCUCUUCAGUGCUGCUUUUUGGAGACUCUCAGAGACAUUUCUAGCCCUGUGGGCCCUGAGUGCAGACAGGCACAGCAGGCCUUUGGCAGAGGUCAGCCUUGUGCAGAAUGAACCAAACUCUUUGGGUUGAGUCGGACUAGAGUGAUAGCAGAAGGAACUCGACUUUUCUGAGCCUGGAAUCCAGCCUGAGCCUGGAGACUAGCCUCUCCCACACCUAGGAAGCCAGCCUUGCCCUGAGCUGCUGGAUACAGCUAUACCUGAAAUCCCAAUGCCCACGUGGCCUUGUUGCCCCAGAUGGGCUCAGCCCUUCCUGUUUUCACAUCUGCUAAUCCCUGUAACCUCGCUGUCCUCUGUAUAUUGUCCUUGGCUGAGGGCCCCAACCCCAGCUUCCAGAAUCAGGUCCCUCAGGAAGAACUGGGGCUGUGAGCCUGGUGUGUCAGAUUCAGAGCCUGAGAGACCUUGGGCCAGAGCCCCCUGUCUUUGAGCCUCAGUCUACCCUGGGUAAAAUGCAGAGGGAGGGAGCUGAGCUGUGCGGUAUUCAAUCUGGUUUCUGUCUGGGUCGCUCAGGGGCAGAGGAGGUCCAAAGUCCACCUCUUGGGCUGUUUGCUAGAAAUACAGAUUCCUGGGCC
Messenger RNA from Sciurus carolinensis (gray squirrel), 4685 nucleotides. It is a transcript of the gene Rasal1, whose product is annotated as RAS protein activator like 1. NCBI's taxonomy places the organism in Eukaryota, Metazoa, Chordata, Mammalia, Rodentia, Sciuridae. The transcript is spliced from 17 exons. The record is from RefSeq and is a predicted model, not a curated record. Bases 1441 to 3966 code for a protein of 841 amino acids. Gene Ontology annotation, biological process: regulation of GTPase activity; negative regulation of Ras protein signal transduction; cellular response to calcium ion. Gene Ontology annotation, molecular function: GTPase activator activity.